GUGCGUGGAUUACUCGGCUUUUCACUGACACACACAAUCAGCUCCAUCCAGUGCCCCUGUGCCUCUCUGAGACAGACAUGCCUGCAGCUCAGAGGUUCAUCCUGAUUGGCUGUCUGCUGCAAGGGGUCCUGAGCAGUGAGUGGGCAGUCUGGAUGCCUCAGAGUAUAGAAGCUCUGAGUGGAUCCUGUGUGCUGAUUCCUUGCAGAUUUCAGCUUCUGUCUGGGUGGGACAGAGACUUACACCGUCCUGCUGGAGUAUGGAUGAAAGGCGGGAAGAAUAGGAAUGGGGACACAGUGUUCGAUUCCAGCCGGACUUGGAAUCGUGUUAAAGGAGAGAUAACUGGAGACUUGCUACAGAAGAACUGCACCACAGUUCUGGACAACAUCCCAGCAGAUUACAGUGAUGAAUACUUCUUCAGACUGGAGUGCCCCACUGCUCUCAAAUGGACUUUUCAACCAUCUGUCCAGAUUAAUGUCAGAGACUCUCCAUCUAAACCCAAGUUAACCCCAGUGAAGGUGGAGGUGACAGAAGGGACCUCUGUGAGUUUGACCUGCUCUGCUGCAGCCCCCUGUCCCAAACUCCCCCCAACUCUGACAUGGACCCCCAGACUGAAUGACAGUGUGGAUCAACUGCAGGAGAAUGAGGAUCAAACCAAAUCUGUGUCUUCUGUUCUGACCUUCACUGCUUCACACCUCCUCCAUGGGCAGAAGAUCAGCUGCACUGCACUUUACAAACUGCAGCAAGGAGACGGAGAGAAGCGCUCUAAAAGGGCUCAGAUUCUUGAUAUUCUGUCGAGUCCCUCUGGGUCAGUGAUGCUGGGCAGCUCUGUGACUCUGACCUGCAGCAGUAAUGCCAACCCACCAGUGCAGAAUUACACCUGGUAUAAAGUGGAUGGGACAGAGAUGCAGACUGUAGGGUCUGGACAGAAUCUCACCUUCAAUGAGACUGAGCCCAGUGACAGUGGACAGUACUACUGUGAAGCACAGAAUGACCAUGGCAUGGAGAACUCAACAGUCAGUCUGGACAUUGAAUAUGGCCCACGGAACACCAGCAUCACAGUGACCCACUCAGGUGCCAUUCUGGAGGGACACAAUGUGACCCUGAACUGCAGCAGUGACGCAAACCCGCCUGUGACCAGUUACACCUGGUUCACAGUGAUGCUGGGCAGCUCUGUGACUCUGACCUGCAGCAGUAAUGCCAACCCACCAGUGCAGAGCUACACCUGGUAUAAAGUGAAUGGGACAGAGAUGCAGACUGUAGGGUCUGGACAGAAUCUCACCUUCAAUGAGACUGAGCCCAGUGACAGUGGACAGUACUACUGUGUAGCACAGAAUGACCAUGGCAUGGAGAACUCAACAACAGUCAGUCUGGAUGUUAAGUACCUGCCUCAGAUCUCUACCUCCCAGAGCUGCAUCAUAAGUGCAGCAGGGAUCAGCUGCUCCUGUGAGAGCCGUGGGAAUCCCUCUCCCAGCAUGGAGUGGCGUGUGUCUGGAGUGCGGGUCACUAACUCUACUGACAGAGUCAUCAGGGAGGAGCAGCUGGGGAGCGCUGGCCUGAGGAGCUCCCUCACCAUGCGCCACUCACAGGGAGACACGCCCUCUCUUCUCUGCCUCAGCACCAACACUCUCGGCUCCUCCAGCCUCCAGCUCCACCUCCCGUGUCCAGAGACUCACUCAGGUGUCCACAUUCCCACCCUGCUGACUGGGGCGGCGGCCGGCGCUGCUGCUGUGACGCUCCUCUGUCUCUGUUUGCAGUUGGUUUUCAGGAAGAAGAAAGGCAGGCAGUCAUCCAGUGGGGGUAUGAUGGACACUGUGGAGCUCAUACAGCCUGCUGGGGGUCUCCCUCAAGAGGAGGAAUCUCUGUAUGCCAAUAAGACUAUGCUGUCAGAGCUCCCGGAGACAGAGGGGGACCAGACGACCCUUCACUACACCACUAUAGAUUUCUCCAAACUCUGCAGCCAAGGAGCUACAGCAGAGCCAGGGCUCAUCCGAGGCAGUUUGGAAAGAACGACAGAGUACGCCGUGAUCAACCACAGAUCCACGAGUAACGGUGGGGCUGAAGGGGGCACAGGAGAGGAGGAGGGGGAGUACGCUGUGGUCAGGAGGGCCAAGCCUGGGGGGAGCAUCACAGCCAAGUCCAAGCGGGAGAGGGAGAGGCCGGAGGCGAAGGAGGAGCCCAGCCAGGCGGCGGGGUGCGACCUCAGCCUCCAGGCUUCAGUGGAGGCCCAGAGCAGCCAAACUGAGGCGGAUGCAGAGUGGGAGACAGCCAACGAGAGAGGGGCGUCCCAACCAGCCAGUCCACCUGCAUCAGAUGAAAUUGAGCAGGAGGUAGCCUAUGGGAACAUCUGCCGCUCCCAGUCCGCUAUGGCAACAGAACGGGAACAAACAGAGCCGUGCCAGAGCCCUGGAGGGAAGGAGAGCCGCAGGGAGGGGGAUUCAGGGAGGGAGCAGGAGGACUUGUAUGUGGAUGUCAUGAGCCCACUCACAGCAAAAGCUGUGGCAACGUAGAGCGGGCAAC
This is a messenger RNA of Megalops cyprinoides (Indo-Pacific tarpon), 2517 nucleotides long. RefSeq names its product myelin-associated glycoprotein-like. Lineage: Eukaryota; Metazoa; Chordata; Actinopteri; Elopiformes; Megalopidae. The transcript is spliced from 11 exons. The coding region runs from base 78 to 2507 and encodes 809 amino acids. The record is from RefSeq and is a predicted model, not a curated record.